Molecule: messenger RNA, 3685 nt
Organism: Xyrichtys novacula (pearly razorfish)
Lineage: Eukaryota; Metazoa; Chordata; Actinopteri; Labriformes; Labridae
Source: the annotation of a GenBank genome assembly
AUGAGACAGAGCCGAGGGGUGUCCUCAGGAGAGCAGGAGACUCCACUGAACCGUGGUAACCUCAUAACCAGGAGACAGAGGAGACAGAGAGGGCUGAGAGACAAGAGACAGAAGAGACAGAGGAGACAGAGAGACAAGAGACAGAAGAGACAGAGGAGACAGAGAGGGCUGAGAGACAAGAGACAGAGAGGGCUGAGAGACAAGAGACAGAGGAGGCUGAGAGACAAGAGACAGAUGAGACAGAGGAGGCUGAGAGACAAGAGACAAGAGACAGAGGAGGCUGAGAGACAAGAGAUAGAGAGGGCUGAGAGACAAGAGACAGAGGAGACAGAGGAGGCUGAGAGACAAGAGACAAGAGACAGAGAGGGCUGAGAGACAUGAGACAGAGGAGACAGAGAGGGCUGAGAGACAAGAGACAGAGGAGGCUGAGAGACAAGAGACAAGAGACAGAGAGGGCUGAGAGACAAGAGACAAGAGACAGAGGAGGCUGAGAGACAAGAGACAGAGAGGGCUGAGAGACAAGAGACAGAGGAGACAGAGGAGGCUGAGAGACAAGAGACAAGAGACAGAGAGGGCUGAGAGACAAGAGACAGAGGAGACAGAGAGGGCUGAGAGACAAGAGACAGAGAGGGCUGAGAGACAAGAGACAGAGGAGGCUGAGAGACAUGAGACAGAGAGGGCUGAGAGACAUGAGACAGAGGAGGCUGAGAGGGCUGAGAGACAAGAGACAGAGGAGGCUGAGAGACAAGAGACAGAGGAGGCUGAGAGACAUGAGACAGAGGAGGCUGAGAGGGCUGAGAGACAAGAGACAGAGAGGGCUGAGAGACAUGAGACAGAGGAGGCUGAGAGACAUGAGACAGAGGAGACAGAGAGACAUGAGACAGAGGAGGCUGAGAGACAAGAGACAGAGGAGGCUGAGAGACAAGAGACAAUGAAAGGCUGCGAGCCUCUGAGAGACCUGAAGGUGGGGGUCCUGUGGUCUGCCCUCAGACCUGCCCGCUGAGGUCUUGGACUCUCAUGGUCUCUGUUUUUGUCUCUGUUUUGAAAACCGCAGACUGCUCCUUUAAUUCUCUCAUUAACUGUCAUAGUGUCGUCUAGUUCACUUGUCUGUCAGAGUGUGGGAAUCUACAGCUCUGAUCCACUCAGCGAGGACGCUCACGGUCCUCAGGUCGUAUCCCAGCAUGCUCUCUGGUUUCUCCGGAUUACCGUCUAAUCCCUGAUAUUCAUCAGCCAUGGGGUCAAAGGUCAUUUUAUUACUAAUGCGGUGUGAUCUGGAUGGCGCUGCUCUGAGCUCAGACUUAAAUCAACACCAGCAUGAUGACUGUGAUCAUUUCCUCCUCUAAUCCCUGACCUUUGACCUCAGGAUGUCAUUUUCACACCUGACUGUGAGCUGACAGGUGUGUGCGGGGCGUAAAACACCGAUAAAUGGGUGUUUUCAGUGAACGCAUCACAGACUGACUUUAAACAGCGUCACAUCAGUCAGUGAACGCACCACCGUUAAAACCCGUCUCUGGGCUGCAGGGGGAUUGUGCUCGGCUCUGUCCAGGGUUCGAGUCCCUCUGCUGCAUGUUCCUCCUGACACGCUGCACCAUGUGGGUCAGUGAGUGAAUGCAGCAGUGUUCACCAGUAGGGGAGAGCGGGGUAAGAUGAUCCAUGUUUCCGGGUCAGUCCAUCCUAGUUCUGUCUCUAACUCGAGUCUCUGCAGAUAUUUCAGGAAGUUCUUCAUCAGAAUGAGAGUAAACAGAACUGUCAUCUUCAGAGGAGAGCAGGACAACAACAGGGUCUCCUGUGGUCAACUUACCCCGGGUAUGGGGGGGGGGUAAGUUGAAAGAUUCAGUAUUUUUUUAUCAGGACUGAUCUUGAUGAAGAGAUCAGAGAAAAAAAAGUAAAAAAAUAUCCUUGUGAUUUUUUUUACAGCAGCUAAAGUUAGAGGACAAAAACAGCCGGAAGAGAAGUGACUGAGAACAUCCACAGAUCUGUAUUCAUGAAACAGUUUCAACAGUCUGAAGGUAAACUCUGAUCCUCUCCUCAGACUCCUUUACUGUCUCUGUUCUCAUAGAUGGAGCUCAUAGAGACCACAAUAGAUGAAUAAACAGAUUUAAAAUGAUCUUUACUUCUAAUCAAACUGAUGACUAAAGACUAAACUCACUUUACAGACUGAAGAAAAAUGUUUUUUAUUAAAUAAAUGUCUAACCUCUUCUUCACCCAUGAGCUUCUAACCUUCACAGACUCCAUGAAUUGAUGACCAUCUCCUAAAUAUUUGGUCACAUGAUCAAUUUCUUUAACCAUUUACAAGAAACAGAGGUUGGCUCAACCGACCCCAGUCUCCCCUACCCCAGUGUGUGUACGUCAGUGUGUAGACAUGUCUCUGAUCAAAUGACUGAGGAGCUCCAUGUAGGAAAAUGAGUGUGAACUGAUCUCUGUGGAAGAGGACGUCCUGAUCUACAUCUGUGUGAUAAAGAAGGUCCGAGCAGGUGGUGGUCAUGUGAUCAUGAAAUCAUCAACAUUUGAGAAGCAAAGACUUCAUGCAAAAUACUGACAGGCUGACCCUAAACACUAUUAGUCAAAUCACACACACACACACACACACACACACACACACCUGCAUCUGUUCAGCACAGACGCAAAUCAGUGAUGACAUAAUGCUGUGUGUGUGUGUGUGUGUGUGUGUGUGUGUAUGUGUGUGUGUUUUAAUAAUCCUCUCUAUAUUUGGACAAACUCCGUCGAUCAUGUUUUCAUUCCUUUUAGUACAGCAGCUCCAUCUACACUGUAAAAAACACACUUUUCAGUCACUGAACUUUAUUUAAAGGGAUAUUCUGUCUUAAAACUAAUUUAGGGUCAAACCCACCAUAACACCGAGUUAGACCCCCCCUCCAGAGAUGAAUGUUGUCGACCGCUUCCUUCUCUAGUUAUACCAACUUUAGUAACGACCGCAGGAUAGUAAUACAGGGAGCCACGCCCUCAACCAAAACGCCACUCUAUAGCCACAAAUAAUGCUCAGAACAGCACCUAACUUCAUCAACAGGACAUAUAGGGUCACAGACAUAGUACUAGACACCAAACAUCUUUUUAACUUUGACUCAUUUCUUUAACAAAGAGACUAAACACAACUCACCUACUCUCUUCCAGUCCAUUACAGACUACAGCGGGGUGCCGCAGCUCAAGGAAGAACAUUUAUGAUCAUUUUCAAUAAUCAUAAAUGUUCUUCCUUGAGCUGUGUCACCCCGCUGUAGUCUGUAAUGGACUGGCCUGAGUUCUCCCUACAAACAAGUGUCUGCUGGCAGAGAGUAGGUGAGUUGGGUCUAACUUGGUGUUACGUGUGUUUGACCCUAACUUAAUUUUACUCUGGAAUAUCCCUUUAAUAUCAGCUCUCAGAUUUUAUUCUCGUUAACGUUUCUCUCUCUCUGUGUUUUAAUCUUGGAGGAUUUCUGUUUCGCUGCUUCGAUGUGAUUUUUUACAGUGUAGAAAAGUGAAGAGCUGUAAAUGGGAGGGAGGAGGGUGUAAAGAGGAGGAGGAGGAGGAGGAGGGUCCUGCUGUCAGACACAGAGGAGGAGACAGCGGCGGAGCUCCUCCGUUCAGUCCUCAUCUUCUCUCCUCUUCGGUCCGUCGAGCUGAAACCUCCAACAUCUCCUCAAAGUCCGGAGCUUCUCCCCGGGAUGCUGCAAACUUCAGAGCGGAUCUGUGA